CCAACAAGCUUCAAUGCUGCUGCUGCUGCUUCUGCCCUUGCUCUUCAAGGGAAUUCUCUGCCCAGUGCCAAGCCCAGAGGCGGGCCACGUCCUCGAACCCCAUCAUCUAGCAGGAGAGGAACCCCUCUCCUUUCACAUGAUCCAGAUCUCCUCCUUUGCCAACCACAGCUGGGCGAACACCCAGAGCUCAGGCUGGCUGGGCGAAGUGCAGACUCAUCGCUGGGACAGUGUCUUGGGCACCAUCGUCUAUCAGUUGCCCUGGUCCCAGGGUAAUUUUAGCAAGGAGGAGUUGGAGAGCAUCCAAGUGCUAUUGCAGCUGUACUUCCAUAGAUUUCCCCAGGAAGUGCAGGCGUAUUCCAGUCGGUUUCAGUUUGAAUAUCCCUUUGUGAUCCAGAUAUCAUCCGGCUGUACAAUACAUCCUGGGAAGGCCCCAGAAACCUUCUUAAAUGGGGCAUAUCAAGGAUCAGAUUUCCUGAGUUUCCAAGGAUAUUCCUGGAAGCCAUCUCCAGGAGCAGGAAGUCGGGCUCAGAAUGUCUGCAAACUGCUCAAUCGCUACCGAAUUAUCAAAGAAAUUGUGAAGAACCUUCUAGGUAACACCUGCCCUCGCUUUCUGGCUGGCAUCGCCGCAGCAGGGAAGUCAGAACUGGAACGGCAAGUGAAGCCAGAGGCUUGGGUGUCCAAAGGCACUAGUCCUGGUCCUGGGCGUCUGCUGCUGGUGUGCCAUGUGUCUGGCUUUCACCCCAAACCUGUGUGGGUGCGGUGGAUGCGCGGUGAGAAGGUGCAGCCGGGCACUCAGCAAGGCGAAGUCCUGCCCAAUGCUGACAGAACAUGGUAUCUGCGAGUGACCCUGGACGUGGCAGCUCGAGAGGCAACUGGCCUGACUUGUCGAGUGAAACACAGCAGCCUCGGAGGCCAUGAUCUAAUCAUCCACUGGGACGGAUACCCCGUCCUCCUGAUACUGAUCUGCUCGGCUAUAAUGGUUACCCUGGUUAUGUUGGUUGUGGUUGGCCCGUGGUUUCAAACGCAGAGCUCAAACUGGAACAUCUGCUCUCCCCAGGCACCCAGCCUUGCCUUUCCCACAGGAGCCAACAUCCAAGAACCCAGGAGUUUAGGAAAUCAGCUCUACUUGGCACAGAAAUCAUGGAUGAAAAACAGAUUCUUGAAGAAAGUAAAAAUAAACCUAAGCAAAUUCUGAUGGCAUUUGU
Messenger RNA from Myotis davidii, 1205 nucleotides. Its product is annotated as T-cell surface glycoprotein CD1e, membrane-associated. Bases 14 to 1195 code for a protein of 393 amino acids. The transcript is spliced from 6 exons. NCBI's taxonomy places the organism in Eukaryota, Metazoa, Chordata, Mammalia, Chiroptera, Vespertilionidae. Gene Ontology annotation, biological process: positive regulation of T cell mediated cytotoxicity; immune response; antigen processing and presentation, exogenous lipid antigen via MHC class Ib. Gene Ontology annotation, cellular component: external side of plasma membrane. The record is from RefSeq and is a predicted model, not a curated record. Gene Ontology annotation, molecular function: exogenous lipid antigen binding; endogenous lipid antigen binding; lipopeptide binding.